This is a messenger RNA of Osmerus eperlanus (European smelt), 554 nucleotides long. Its product is annotated as cAMP-specific 3',5'-cyclic phosphodiesterase 4D. Lineage: Eukaryota; Metazoa; Chordata; Actinopteri; Osmeriformes; Osmeridae. The record is from RefSeq and is a predicted model, not a curated record. Bases 270 to 554 code for a protein of 94 amino acids. The transcript has 3 exons.
UAGGGAGAGAGACUGACUCACGCUGCCUGUACUUUUCUGUUUGUUUUGGUUUCUUUGAUUGGGAAUUUCGGAGGACAAACCACAGGGCUGCAGUCCAGCUGCAGAGAGACUGCCGACCGCUCUCUCUUGCCCUCUCUCUCUCCCUCUAUUUCUCUAUCUCUUUCCCUCCCUCCCUCUCUCUCUCUCGUCCUCAUCAAAGGGGAAAAGCCGCUGUGGCCUGCUGACGUCCGGCCUAGUCCGGCCUCGGUUCUGCUCUGGCCACACCCACCAUGCAAAAGAAUGCCCUGGCCGAGGACGACAGCCAAAAGGACAGCGUGUCUGGUGACUCAGACUCUCCAGAGCCGGGCCCUGUGUCCUGCAUGGAGCCCUUCCUGGUGCGAAGGCUAUCCUGCAGGACAGUCCAGCUGCCUCCGCUGGCCUUCAGACAGGCUGAGCAGUACUACUGUGACCGCAAACCUGAACCGGACACGGUUACGGUCCCACCGCGGCCCACCACUCUGCAGCUCCGCACCCCCCCGCUCAUCGCCAUCACCUCCGCUGACACCACCAGGUGA